AUGACACCACAACCACAAGGACCUGUUCUCAGUUCUUGGCGCAUCACCAUGACCAGCCUUCGACUAGCGACGUGUCAGCAGAGAUCGAUCAGCGGUGGUCGCCGACGUCAGCGAGUCCCGGCCGGCAAAUCGGAAGUAGCCGACUUCAACUGCCCGGAAGACUUCGGUUAUUACCCGCACCCGACUGACUGCUCCCAGUACUACGUCUGUGUGUUCGGCGGAGCCCUUCAGGAGUCCUGCACUGGAGGACUCGUCUACAGCCACGAACUGCAGACCUGCGACUGGCCACGCAACGUCGUGUGCAACCUGACGCAGGCGGGGUCGGGGGUGUCCACCGUCAGGAUCACAGACCCCCGCACGCGAUCGAACCCCGUCAGGCCAGUCACUGAACCCCUGACGUCGUCUGUGAGCAGCUUCGACGACCGCCUCGACAACAGCCUCCGUUCGUCCCAGAGUCUAAGAGCUUCCAACGCUUUCGACAACAGCGACAAGGCCAACAGGCAAGCUCGCUUCUUCAGGGAACAACAGGAACCGAAACAGCAGGUUGUCAGUUCCCAGCGAUUCCAGAACCUCUUCACGGACGCGGCGGUCCAAGAAUCCAACAGACGCCUUGUCAACACUGCUCCCAUUGUAUUGAGCAUCCCUUUCCCUCUGCCGCCACAGCAAGGUUUUGGCAGGAGUCACCUCAGCACCGCCUGCAGGAGUCCUCACCUGACGCAGCAGCAGCAGCGUCCCCCAGGAAUAGCCAUCCCCCGCCAACCCCUUCGGGAACUUCCAGCACUUCAGCCACUUCGGAGACCUUUGGACACGAGCGCCUUGCCGCACGGCCAGGGCAGGCAGCCUCCGUCCCAGCAGCAGAAUCUCCUUCCUCUCAGGCCGCAGCAAUUCGCCCUAGGGCCUCAGGUCGAUAUCCCUUCCGCCCCCCAGGCCCCAGGUUGUCUCCCUUCCGCGCCCAGGCCCCAAGCCGACCCUUUCCGCGCCGCCCGGCCCCAGGUCUUCCCGUACCGGCGCACCCCCCUUCAGACCGACGCCUUCCUGCCCCGCCCCCACCCCGGGUCCUUCCCCCACCUCGAGUCGGUCGCUCAGCCCUUCGUGCCGGAGGAAGCCAAGCCUGUCGCCCCGCCCAGCCCCUCCCAAAUCCCCUCGCACUUUGUUGUCCCUGGCCCAGAGUCCUCAGCGCCCCUUCGACCAGAAGUCCCUCCUCCGCCCGAGGAGGCAGCCAGUCUUCCCUCCUCCACCCGAGAGGCAGCCAGUCUUCCCUCCUCCUCCCCAGGAAAGCAGCCAGUUUCCCUCCCUCGCCCGCCACUCGAAGGGCGCCCUCAGUUCCCCUCCUCCGCAGCCAGGACCCGCCGUUUUCCCCCCAGCCUUUCGAUCCCGAAUCCCACAGACCUUUUCUUAACCACACCAGCCCGCGACCCACCACCUUCGCCCCUCGCCACACCACACCGGCGCCUCGCCCACCACAUUCGCCCCUCGCCACACCACACCAGCACCCCGCCCCACAACACUAUCGCCUCGCCACACCAUCCCCAUCCGCACGACCCAAAACCUCGCCCAACUACCGAAGCCACGACCUACGACGCCCCGAACAGUCCCCCCAGUCCCGCUACCGUUGCCACCACCCCUGCAACUCGUCCCACCCGACGACCCCCCUCCCCCACCUCCUCCCCUACUCGCCUUAACCGCCGCCCCCCCAAAGUCACCACCCCCAAGACCCCCUUCUCCAGACAGAGGUCGACAUUCCCCCCCUUCAGGAAAGUGGUCUCGGCCGAGUCCCCCGAAAACGUGAUCUCGUUAAGCAAACCGCCUCAGGUCCCUGGCACUGCCCGACACCCCGAACUCUCGCGACUGCCUGCGAGUUCUUCCCAGACUUCUGACUCGAUCCCGCCCACCCCCAACCACCUCCCCACCCACGACGACCAGCAAUCAUCCAGACCGCGCCAGCCCACUCCUGCUCCCCGUCCAGCUCCUCAGCCAACUGUCACUCCUUCCGUUGAUGACGCUUUCUACGGCGAUCUGAACUUCACUGAUGCUGAUUACUUCUACUAUUACGACCUCUACGACGUAGAUUACUACGACAACGCUCCAACUGCUACACCUGCUCCAGUCAGACGCCCAGUAACUGCAGCUCCAACCAGCGCGGUUGAGUUCGAGACCCGACCUCCACCGCGUUCAACCACAACCACCACCACAAGUACCACCACAACCACAACCAAACCCCGUCCUCGCACUACUACCACCACCACCACCACCACCACCACCCCCGCCGGUCCUAAAUUGAGGCCUAUUCCUGAAAGACGUCGCGUGGCUGCCUCUAGCUCCAAGUCUUUCUCACGGGGAGGAACUGCAAGAAGUGGAUCUUCUCUCCCCUCUAGUAACUCCCCCACUCCCUCUUCCUCCCUCCGGGCGUCGAGCUCUCCUUCCAGGCAGACGGCGUCGUCCUCCAGGAGCCAGCCCCUUCCCUCCUCCUCCUCCUCCUCCAGGUCAAGACGCCCAAGCACUUCCUCCACUUCUUCUUCGUCCAAUCGCGGUCCCCCCGCUUCCUCCUCCUCUUCUUCUUCUUCGUCCUCCAGUGGCCCCGUGACGGUCGACAACUCGGUGCCAAAGAGGAGUAGGCGUCCAACCUUGAAGCCUGUGUCAGAAAUCGCUCCCUCGGGUGCCACGUCCUCCGUCGAUAUCUGGAAAUAUCCCCCGAGGAGGCCAGCCCCAGUCCGACCCCAGCCCCCCGUGGACACCAAGGCCACGAAAUGCGACCCCAAAGUGUGUGUUCUCCCAGACUGCUACUGCGGCGGAAAGGACAUCCCAGGUGGUUUCGCCCCCGAGACAGUUCCUCAGAUUGUCCUUUUAACAUUUGACGAUGCCGUGAACGAUCUCAACAAGGGGCUAUACCGCGACCUCUUUGAAGUUGGGCGAACCAACCCCAACGGAUGCCCUAUUGCCUCCACCAUGUAUGUUAGUCACGAGUGGACUGACUACUCCCAGGUUCAGAACCUUUAUGCUGACGGACACGAAAUUGCCUCACACUCAGUGUCGCAUAGCUUCGGCGAGCAGUUCUCCAUCAAGAAAUGGGCUAAGGAGAUCGCAGGACAGAGGGAGAUCAUGGCAGCCUAUGGUGGCGUCAAGAUGGAGGAUGUGAGGGGCAUGAGAGCACCCUUCUUGGCUAUUGGCGGCAACAAGAUGUUCAAGAUGUUAUACGACUAUAACUUCACCUACGAUUCAUCCAUGCCGGUGUAUGAGAACAAACCCCCCAGCUGGCCUUACACCUUGGAUUAUAAGAUCUUCCAUGACUGCAUGAUCCCACCCUGUCCCACCAACUCUUAUCCUGGAGUCUGGCAAGUGCCCAUGGUGAUGUGGCAGGACCUGACUGGCGGCCGUUGCUCCAUGGGCGACGCCUGCACCACGCCCCCCGACGCUGAGGGAGUCUACAAGAUGCUGAUCAAGAACUUCGAGAGACACUAUACCAGCAACAGGGCUCCCUUCGGCCUGUUCUACCACGCCGCUUGGUUCACCACACCUCACCACAAGGAAGGGUUCAUCGCCUUCCUGGACACCAUCACCGCCAUGGACGACGUCUGGCUCGUCACUAACUGGCAGCUCCUCCAGUGGAUGCGCGACCCUCAGCCCCUGAGCACAGUCAAGAACUUCCCUGCGUUUGGCUGCAAUUACCCUGACCGCAAGCGUUGCACCAGCACCAAGGUCUGCAACGUCUGGCACAAGGGAGGCGUACGUUACAUGCGGACGUGCCAACAGUGUCCCGAGAAGUAUCCCUGGACUGGCAACACCGGCGUCAACAGCCCCCUUAACGAUCUCUAAAGAGGACCCUAACUUAUUGCCCCAUCUCACGACUGUGAUCUUGUGAUUUUUUUCGUCCGAGCUUGUCGUUUCAGGACCACCGGGGGUCGUCGGAGGUCGUCGAAGUAUGGCCAGGAAAGGAGCUGUUUACGAGGAAGUUAUCGUGAAAUUGGAUGUUUUUUGGGAUAAUUUUAUCGUAUGUAGAACGACCCCGUGCUUCUGAACGAACAUGAUGUGACGGCACACGACUGAACGCCUAUUACGCAAGGUUAAUUAGGUUUAAGCACCUGUGUUAAAAUAUUUCGAAAUCAUUGCCAUUUUACAAUCGGAACAAAGAGAGGCCCUUGUUGCCCUUAAAAUACGUGUUUCAUGCCCACGCAAUCAUUCUUAAACACUUAUACGCUUUACUUAGUUUGGUAAACAGUGCAAACUCCUAUGGAGUCCUUUUUAUUAGAACGUAAUUUUUUACAUAUUCACAAAAAAUCGCAAUAAAAUACAAAAAAGAGCUAUCCACACACAACUAUUCCAUUUGCAAAAGUGGCAUGAAGCAAGUCCUCAGUAAACUUCCUUUUAUUGUAAUAUUUUGACCCUUAACCUUGGCGAUAUUAAAAGUGUCAUUAUCAGGUCCUGUUAAACUGCACGACGUUGAAAUAAUCUUCAUUUUCAAAAUAUACAAGAGAAUGAACUUUAUUGAACCUAAGUAAAGGUUUAAAGAGUCUGGUAAUGUCACACACAAUAUAGACUAAGAGAUGUAGAUAUGUAUAUAGACAUUUCAUUUUACAUGUUAUAACUGUACCCUUGAGCAUAUGGUUGAAAAAAGAGAUGUUCUGGCUAUAUCAGUGCAAUAAAUAAUAAAUAUUAGCUCCGCUCUAUAUUAGAUACUUCCCCGAAAACUAACUAACCCCCAUCAAUAUUGGACUGUAGAAAGGUACGUUGCUCUACUGGCAUUCCUUAUAAAUAUUUGUUCAUGUUGACGUAUCCCCCCCUUUUUUUAUACACAAGAUAAAUAUUUUUGUCAAGUAUACCUUUUAAAAGAUUUUUUUUACGAUUUAUUUUUUUGUUUGUUCGUUCCUUUUUUUUCUCUCUCUAUUUCUUUUAAUUUCUUCCUUUGAUUUGAUGUGCCAAGGGAGCACUUAUGUAAAAGGUGAAGACGCUGUGGAAAAUAGUUUUUGUUUUUAUGGCGUUGGUGUGUAGAAGGACCGAUUAAAAAAAAAAACCCUCAGGGCUGAGGUUUCACGCACGCGAGACGGAAGCUGACGACGGAAAAGUUAUUCAUAGUUCCCCCUGUGAAGUCACGUGGUUUAUAGCACCAUUUUCUUUAUAUUCGUGAUCCUUCGGGUUAAACUUGAAUGACUUUCCUGCGCUGGAGGAAAGUAUUACUAUUGUUAUUUCUGUAUAUUUUUUUUUCUAUUUUUUUAAUAUCCUGUUUGUAAUUUCUUGAGCUACCAUAACUCAAGAAAAUAUUCACAUUCAGAUUCGAGUAUUAAAAACAUCUUUACUCAUGAACAUAAAGAUCAUUUGUUAUGCAAAAAAGAACAAAUUUCCCCUUCUCUAACUGUGACGUUAAACAGAAUGAAAUAUUAAUAAUUUGUAUAUUAAAAGAAAAUAAAAGAUCAAAGACUCAUAUAAUGGAAGGGGCAUCUUUCUUGCUCCCGAAAAUAAAUGAAAAAUUCAACUGAUAAAAUGAAUAAACUUUUGUUUCUAUA
Messenger RNA from Penaeus vannamei (Pacific white shrimp), 5498 nucleotides. NCBI's taxonomy places the organism in Eukaryota, Metazoa, Arthropoda, Malacostraca, Decapoda, Penaeidae. The record is from RefSeq and is a predicted model, not a curated record.